This is a messenger RNA of Musa acuminata subsp. malaccensis (wild Malaysian banana), 3595 nucleotides long. RefSeq lists its product as uncharacterized. The record is from RefSeq and is a predicted model, not a curated record. Gene Ontology annotation, biological process: protein deubiquitination. NCBI's taxonomy places the organism in Eukaryota, Viridiplantae, Streptophyta, Magnoliopsida, Zingiberales, Musaceae. Gene Ontology annotation, cellular component: cytosol; nucleus. Gene Ontology annotation, molecular function: cysteine-type deubiquitinase activity.
CGCUGCUGGUGUACGCUUCGGACGUAGGCUGCAGGGAGAGGACUGGGAGGAUCAGGAUGACGAGGGAGCGGAGCAGAGCCGCGCCGUCGGUCAUGGAAGGGAUCAAGCACCUAACGAGAUUUGGAAAUAAACAUUCUUCAGCAACAGCAGAAUCGGCCGUGAAAUGAUUCAGGGGUGAUGUGGUGUCCAACACAGAUGCGCGCAAUGUCGACGUCAUCUCUCGCUCACGAUAUGCGGAAUUAAACACGUGGGCACAACAGUCCGAUAGUUCCAAUUCUCCCACCCGCGUCAAUCGCCAACCGCUUCCUCCUUUCAGUGGGUCCCACCCGAGAGGAGUCGCUACCUUCCUGCCCACCAACCAAGGGCCUCGAUCUCUCCUUCGUCGUGAUAUCGCAAGCUGCCACCGUUGGAUUUGCGCCCAAAACCGCACGCCGGGGUUUUAUAUUCACACCCAACCCCAUAACUCCGCGUCCUCUUUCGCGGCCAAUCUUUGUGAGAGACAGAGCGCGAGAGAGAGGGGCGCUCCGCCGAAACCCUCGUCUCGAUCUCGCGGCCCCGAUCGCCAAUACCGGAGGGUGGAAACCCGAUCGCCUCGAUCUCGUCUCGUCCCCAAUGGCAGACGAUCUGGUGGAGGCGAAAAAGCCGGAUGGCUGCGACGCCGACGCGACGGUGAUCCAGAGGAGGAUCGAGUUCCACCCUGCCCGUAAAUUCUUCUCACCAUCGUCCAAUGGGGCUUUCUAUCUUGAAACCCUGAACCCCGAUUCGGAAACUCCCAGGCCCUCGGCGUGCAAUCGGGAUCCUCCCGCGGUUUCGGCGCCGUCACUGGGGAGGAGAUCGGAUGGUGUGGAGGCCUAUGAGCAUGAAAUGGACCCCGAGCUCAGCUCUAGGAUCAGGUUUCGUAAUAUUGGUGCUGGAUUGGCCAAUCUUGGCAACACUUGUUUUCUUAAUUCAGUCCUUCAAUGCCUGACAUACACUGAGCCUUUUGCUGCAUAUCUACAAAGUGGGAAACAUCAAAUUUCUUGUCAGAUAGCUGGAUUUUGUGCAAUGUGUGCCAUUCAGAACCACGUCAUGAUUGCCCUACAGUCAACUGGAAAGAUAUUGUCACCUUCUACUCUUGUCAAGAACUUACGUUGCAUAUCUCGCAAUUUUCGUAAUUCUAGACAAGAAGAUGCACAUGAGUACAUGGUUAGCUUGCUUGAGUCCAUGCACAAAUGCUGUUUACCAUCUGGAGUCCCUAGUGAGUCCCCUACUGCUUAUGAAAAAAGUUUGGUACACAAGAUAUUUGGUGGCCGACUGAGAAGUCAGGUUAAGUGCAUGCAAUGUUCCUAUUCUUCCAAUAAAUUUGAUCCCUUCCUGGAUUUGAGUCUCGAAAUAGCAAAGGUUGAUUCUUUAUGGAAAGCACUAAAACAUUUUACUGCUGUGGAACAAUUAGAUGGAGGGGAAAGACAGUACCAGUGUCAAAACUGCAAAGAGAAAGUUAGGGCCCUCAAACAGCUCACCAUUCACAAGGCCCCUUAUGUUCUCACUAUUCAUCUUAAACGUUUUGAUUCUUUGUUUCCUGGACAGAAGAUUGACACAAAAGUGGAUUUUGAUCUCACUCUUGAUUUAAAACCUUUCAUCAGUGAUCCACAUGAAGAUGAUUUGAAAUACACCCUUUAUGGAGUUUUGGUGCAUGCUGGCUGGAGUACCGAAUCUGGUCAUUAUUAUUGUUAUGUUUGUACCUCUAGUGGCAUGUGGCAUUCUCUUGAUGAUAACCAGGUUUACCAGGUUAGUGAGAAGACUGUCCUAGAGCAGAAGGCCUACAUGCUAUUUUAUGUCCGUGAUAGGAGUUCUAUAGUAAAGAAAUCAUCAGAGAUGAUUCAAAAAGAUUGUGUUUCUACUAAUCCUCCUGGGAAGAAAUUAAUUCCUCACUCAGCCUUAGUUAUAAAGGGAGCAGUUCUAAAUUGUUUGGUGGAUGGGAAACUAAGCACCUUGGAAUCUAGUUCUGCCAUACUUAAAAGUUAUCCUAUUACUGAUUGUCAUCCUGAUUCUGGAAUAGGUUCUUCAUCGGAUUCCCAGUUACCUGGAGUAGCAUUUUUGCGAGAAAAUGACAACAACAUACAAAAUGAAAAUGUAGCUCCCCAGAGUGACAGCCAGUUGCUAGGGAGAAAAGCUGCAUUAUUGCGAGCAAAUAGUGAUAUUAUGUCAAAUGCAUUGCAGCAAGGGAAAAAAUCAGCGGAUGCAGCAUCUUCAAAAGAGUUCAUGAUGCCUGUUUCCCAGAUUAUUCAACAGAGGUUGAUUGAAGAUUCAAUCGAACCUGCACGGGACAAGGAUUUUGUUGUUAUGGUUACCCAUGCAAAUGAUGCCACUGUCACCUCUGAAAGUGAUCAAACUAACAGUGGAAAAUGUCUUCUUUCUAAUGAUUGGAAUGAAGAGGUGAAGUCAGAAGUGCUCCUCUCUGUGCCAAAUAAUGCUUCCUGCUCAGACUCUUCUCCUCAGCAACAUCAUGAGAAGAUUCUCAAGCAAAUCAAUAUGCACGAGAAUGAUGAUGUUGCAAUUGCAAUUUAUCAGAAUAAUGAUGCACUUAGCCAAAAAGGAACAAGUAACGUACCUGCAGAUAAAAAUCCUCUCAAACUUUUAAACCAGUUGGGAUUCAUGCAGAUGGCAUCACAUGAUAAAACUUCCGUGGAACAUCAGAUUGGUAAUGAGAGCAAGAGGUGCUCAACUAACACACAGUGCAAUGGGGGCUACCUUAAACUGGAGGAAUCUGGAAUGACUAAUGUAUUAAAGGGAUGUUCAAGUGGUUUUGUUGAGAAGGAAGUUCUUGACGUAAUGAAAUCCCAAACAGGACUAAAGCCAAAAAAACAUGUAAAACAUUCACUAAAUGGAAUCUAUUUUGGCCGCAAGCAACUGUUUCUUUCUUUGUUGAGUGCAGAUAAAAUCAGGAAAAGAAACAGAAGAAAAAAGCGGCUUUCAAUUAUGACAAGCUUGCAAAAAAAAGCUGUACCUGAUGAUGUUAGCUUGAAUGAUCAGGGCACAUCAACCUCUGAGAUUGUUAAAAAUGUUGUACUUUCUGAGUGUUCUGGUCGAAAGAAUUCUCGUGCUAGUUUCAAGAAAAACAGAAGUACCUGCAGUAUGAGGAAUGAUAGUUACUGUAACAGUGAAUCUUUGAAUAUAUCAACUGGAGGAAUUGGCGGGGACAAUGGUAAAGAUCGAACACAUGAUCAUCCUGAGCAAUCAAGAUGGUGUUCCAGCUCCACGGAUUAUCAGUGUAACUCAAGAGACACAAUUUUAGAUGACAAUGGGCUCCUUCAGCAUAAUAUUAUGAAACUACUCAUGAGGGGCUUGAACAAAAAAACUGUUGCCAGAUGGUAUCACCUGGAAUCACCAGAGUUCGAAGUACAUGGACUUAAAAGUUCAAGAAGUAGCAGGAUUGAUUAUGUGGUGGAUGAAUGGAAUGAGGAGUACUGUCAAGGCAGGAGGAAGAAGGCAAAGAAGUCUAAAGAAUCAAAUGGUGGCCAAAACGAGUUCCAGGAGAUGACCGAUGUAAAACAACAAGAAAGAUCCAAAGUGAAGAAACAGAGGUUGCUGAGUAUUAUUCCGUUCAGGAUAUGAU